Messenger RNA from Dicentrarchus labrax (European seabass), 1858 nucleotides. It is a transcript of the gene gadd45gb.1, whose product is annotated as growth arrest and DNA-damage-inducible, gamma b, tandem duplicate 1. Gene Ontology annotation, cellular component: nucleus; cytoplasm. The coding region runs from base 582 to 1046 and encodes 154 amino acids. NCBI's taxonomy places the organism in Eukaryota, Metazoa, Chordata, Actinopteri, Moronidae. Gene Ontology annotation, biological process: regulation of cell cycle. The record is from RefSeq and is a predicted model, not a curated record. The transcript is spliced from 3 exons.
AAUGCAAGAAAAACUAUUGAGAGUUUGUUGAGUUUUAUUUUAGUGGAGUUCAUAUUUAGUGUUCUUUGAAAACUGAAAGGUGGAUUAUGGGCCAAAACUGGUCUGUAACUAGUUUUUGUUUCCAAAAAGGGCAAAGUUCCACUUCUGUGCAUGCAUAAGAGUGAUUAUACAUGCAUGUAAAAGUAUGUAUAACCGAUGUCCAGCGUGCAUCUCUGCAGAUACAGUCACCUGCUGUGUUUCCUCCAGUGUGCAUAAAGUGCUGCAGAGCGAUCAAACUUCUUUUUUAAUGAAGCUAUUUUUAGUUUCAGGCCGUGGCUGCUGCGCUCAGAGGGGGAGCGUGCGUGGCUCGAUGACCCCCAUCAAUCUGCCACGAGCCAGAGUGUGACAAUAGCAUUAUCAUACCAAUACACCAUUCAGCUCGAGCCAAUCAGGGCGCAGCGCUUUCACUGGGCCGCACGAGCUGCAGAGUAUAAAAGAGGGAGGCUGCGGGUUUCAAAGCACUCUGCUCCCUUUCGGAUUUUACUCUCCGUCCAAACCUUUCUAAAGCUCUCCCUUUGCGGAAUAUCUCCACCGUCUUCAUCAUGACUCUUGAGGAAGUUCUGAUCCAGAAGCCCACCGAGCGUGCUCAGUGCACCGGCAAAGCCCUGGAGGAGGUCCUGGUGUCGGCUAAAGACAACGACUCCAUCACCGUCGGUGUCUACGAGAGCGCAAAAGUUAUGAAUCUUGAUCCAGACAGUGUGUCUUUCUGCGUCCUGGCCGUGGAUGAGGAGUUCGAGUGCGACAUCGCUCUGCAGAUCCACUUCACCCUCAUCCAGUCCUUCUGCUUCGACAACGACAUCAGCAUUGUCAGAGUGAGCGACAUGCAGCGUUUGGCUGAGAUUGUUGGCGACAAGGCAGAGCAGCUUGAAGAUGCCCACUGCGUCCUCAUCACGAACCCAGCUGACGGGUCUUGGGAGGACCCUGCUCUGGAGAAGCUGCACCUGUUCUGUGAGGAGAGCCGGCGUCUGAACGACUGGGUCCCUGAGAUCAGCCUGCCCGAGCGCUGAUCUGGGACUCGGCUCCCUCUCUUGCUCAGAUGCUGUAAAGCUUCUUAUUUGGAAAUACUCAUCCUGAUGAACAGGAUGACCCUGUUUCUGCUCAUCCCUGGAUACUCCUGAGGAGGAUUCCGUCCAGGCAGCACGGCGCCGGCCCGAGGGGCCCCCGUGAACCGUCGCCUCUUGUCCCGUCCAUGCCAAGAUGACUCUCAUUCUUUAUGUGAAUGAGGUCAGGUAUGCCGCAAGAGCGACACAUCGACCCUCAUUCUUUGUGCGGAUGAGGUUUGGAGAGGAAGGAGAAGCGAAUUCUGCGUCCUGUGGUUCCACAGAGCAAAUGUCGCACUCUGAAGCACGCGCAGCAGGAGAAGAAGCGGUGCUGAGAAAGAGGCAUUCUUAAAAAGAGACUUUUUAAAGAUGUCCUCUUCGCUGAGCAACAUGACAACAGUUGCAAUCAGCGCAAAUGUUUCCCACUUUCCAGAAUUGUCUUAAUUCUCUAAAGGUUUCACUUUAGAAAUUUAAUGAUGACAAAAAAUAUUAUAAAACAUAUUAAAAAAAUUAAAAAAUGGUCUGUUCUCUAAAGGUUUCACUUUAGAAAACGGCUACAUUAAGUUAAAAAUGAUGAGAAUUUGUAAGAAUAUCUUAUAAACAUUUCAUUAUGUACUGAAGACAGAAAUGUUAAAAAUGAAACUCUUUGACUGAAGAUGUUGUGAUCCUGUUGGAACAAUGUUGGAAACGAAAUGAUGUAUAUCUCUAUGACAGCUUCACAUUAGAAACUGUCUGAAAUUGUAAGUGGAAAAUGCUUAAUAAAAAACAAAAAGAUCAUA